Messenger RNA from Nannospalax galili (Upper Galilee mountains blind mole rat), 1262 nucleotides. It is a transcript of the gene Whr1, whose product is annotated as serine/threonine kinase 19. Gene Ontology annotation, biological process: positive regulation of Ras protein signal transduction; protein phosphorylation. The record is from RefSeq and is a predicted model, not a curated record. The coding region runs from base 135 to 902 and encodes 255 amino acids. Lineage: Eukaryota; Metazoa; Chordata; Mammalia; Rodentia; Spalacidae. The transcript is spliced from 7 exons. Gene Ontology annotation, molecular function: protein serine/threonine kinase activity.
UCGGGCUGGUUCCGCCUCUCCUGGCAAGGGCGCCGGAGGAGAGGCGUGGGUGCCUCGCGUCAUGUGACGUCACUGGUCUGCGCCGGAAGACUCCGUUUCUGGAGGCCUUCCUCGGUACCCUAAAAUUCCGAGCUAUGAGCCGCAAGAGGCAGGUCCUGGCGUCGGAGGCCUUUGGAGGACCGAAGCGACGGCGAGCGCGGGGGCCGGUGGGAGCCGACCCUUUGAGGUCGGAGGCAGGGUCCACGCGUGCGGCCGUGGCCGAACUGGUGCAGCUUUUCCCGCGAGGUUUGUUCGAGGACACGCUGCCGCCCAUCGCGCUGAGGAGCCAGGUGUACAGCCUGGUGCCUGACAGGACUGUGGCCGACCUACAGCUGAAGGAGCUUCAGGAGCGGGGCGAGAUCAGAAUCAUCCAGCUGGGCUUUGACUUGGAUGCCCAUGGAAUUGUCUUCACUGAAGAUUACAGGACCAGAGUCCUUAAGGCCUGUGAUGGCCGGCCCUGUGCUGGAGCAGUGCAGAAGUUCCUGACCUCUGUACUUCCAGCCUGUGGAGACCUUAGUUUCCAACAGGACCAGAUGACACAGACCUUUGGCUUCAGGGAUCCAGAGAUCACGCACCUGGUGAACGCCGGAGUCCUCACUGUCCGGGAUGCUGGGAGCUGGUGGCUGGCUGUGCCUGGAGCUGGGAGAUUCGUCAAGUACUUUGUUAAAGGGCGCCAGGCUGUACUUGGCAUGGUCCGGAAGACCAAGUACCGGGAGCUCCUCCUGUCAGAGCUUCUGGGCCGGAGGCCCCCUGCCGCAGUGCGGCUCGGCCUGGCCUACCACGUGCAUGACCUGAUUGGAGCCCAACUGGUGGAUUGUGUCUCCACAACCUCUGGAACCCUCCUGCGCCUGCCAGAUACGUGAGGAUGUACUUGAUGCUCAGUCUUGGACUGGGGCUCCCAGGAGUGCUGUCUUGGUAACUAAGCCAGCAUCACCCUGGGCAGGCCUGGGCACCAGGAUGCGUACUGGGCUCUGGGUACAGGGCCAGAUGGAACUGGUGUGCAAGCUAAUGGUCUGAGGUGGCCCGUGGGCACGACUGCUCUGCCUUCCACAGAUGAGGGCCCAGAAGCUGUGCCAAGAUUGUAGCUGCUGCCUGUUGGGGAAGGUGCCAUCAUUGCUCUGUUUGGGGGCCGGAAGGUGGGACUACGGGGAGACUGGGAGGAACCGGGGUCCUGUCCCUUACAUGUUGGAUUGAAAUUGCCAAAUAAAGCACUUCUGUCUGCA